Ogataea angusta is the source of this 1248-nucleotide messenger RNA. RefSeq lists its product as uncharacterized. The transcript has a single exon. Lineage: Eukaryota; Fungi; Ascomycota; Pichiomycetes; Pichiales; Pichiaceae. Gene Ontology annotation, cellular component: endoplasmic reticulum membrane; oligosaccharyltransferase complex. Bases 1 to 1248 code for a protein of 415 amino acids. The record is from RefSeq and is a predicted model, not a curated record.
AUGAUUUUUCUCUUGUUUCUUCUGACCCCGUUGGCCUGGGCGCUGUCCUCGGCCCUGGCAGACUCCAGAACGCUCGUGGUGUACGACACAAGACUGCCCGAGUUUGAGUCGCAGUACUCGAAGCUCUUCCAGACGCUCAGGGACAGAGACCUCCAGCCUGAGCUGGCACUGGUGGGUCCCGAGUCUGAGCCUCUCGAGCUGUACAGAAACGGCUACAGACGGUACCAGAACCUGCUGAUCCUGCCGACGACCGCCAGGGACCUCGUCGACACCGACAUGCUGCUCAAGUUCACCCAGGACGGCGGCGACGUGUUUGUGGUGUCUGACAACACGGGCCUCCAGACCGACGUCGUGCUGUUCCUGAACGAAUUGGGCAUCUAUCCAAGCCCAAAGGGCUACAAAUACAUUGACCACCACAACGGCGACACGCUGGAAGCGCCAGACGUCCUGAACAAGGUUGUGUUGCACACGGAAAAGCCAGUUGCAUACAAAGAUGGCUCUGUCGCGUUGCUCUCGAAUAACGAGUUUCUGGUGCCUGUUGUGCGCGCUCCGCGCACCUCAUACACCUUUAACGUGGACGAGGGCCGUGUCAAUGCCGAUUCCACGUGGCACUCCGGCUCCCAGGGCUAUCUGUUCGUCGGACUGCAGGGCCUGAACAACGCUCGUGUUUUCUGGACCGGCUCGGCAGCCAGCUUCAAAGACGAGUCUUUCAACGAGGAGCUCGUGACAGAUUUGAUAAACUGGACGUUCCAGAUCUCUGGACUCAUCAAGGCUACGUCUGUGACACAUUACAACGAAAAUGGAGAUUCCGGAUACAAAAUCAAAGACACAACAACGUUCGAGAUCGGCGUGUCGCAGUGGGACGGCGAAAAAUGGGCCCCAUUCACAGAUUGCCAAGAUCUUCAACUGGAGUUCGUUAUGCUAGACCCAUACUAUAGACUCACGCUUGCUCCCAAGCGUGUGGAGAACUCGUCGCAGAUCUACGGCACCACGUUCCAGAUCCCAGAUCAGCACGGCAUGUUUACGUACAAGGUGCUCUACCAGCGUGAGGGAUACAGCUUCAUCGACGAGAGCGUGACCGUUCCUGUGCGCCAUCUCGCCAACGACGAGUACCCGCGGUCUUGGGAGAUCACCAACUCGUGGGUGUAUCUGAGCAGUGCUCUUGCAGUCAUGGUGGGGUGGUUUGUUUUCUUGGUGGUGUUUGUCUAUUCAGGAAACAAAAAGCUCGGCAAAGAAAAGACAAAUUGA